UGUCUUCAUCGGACGUGGACUAGUAAGAAAAAAACACGUCAGUAUUAUUUUCAACAUUUAUUAAUUAAAACAUUAAAGGAUUUAAUUCCGUGAUAAAUCAUUUUAAUUCAGUACUGAUUAUUAAUUACUAAAUCUUAUAGCGAUACGAACCGACACCUAGUUUGUGUGAAUAAUUGAUUUCCGAUUCUAUUGUGUUCUUCCCCAGGUAUAUCUAUAAAAUAAAGUUAUUAUCCUAUUAAAGACAAUGCUAAAAUUUAAAUUAGUUCUAAAGUUUUUAUUUUUCAACGUGAUACUAUUCGCAAAUGUGUACUGCUCAUCCCAACCUCAAGCAUUAAAUCCCAGUAUACUCACACAAUCUAAAUCUCUAGGUGAAUGUUACUCGUGUAAAUUAUUCGUUGAAUCUUUUAAAAAAGGCCUCGAAAGGACAAGUAGAGGCAAAUUCGAAGGUGGUGAUGCUGCUUGGGAGGAAGAGAAGCUGAAAAAGUCUUACAAGCGUAGUGAGAUUAGACUAGUUGAUAUCCAGGAAGGUAUAUGCCGGGAAAAUACAAAACAUUCAGUGCAUUGUCACAAUAUAGCUGAAAAGGCUGAGGAAUUCAUUGAAGAAUGGUGGGCACAGGACCCUGAUGAGUCUGAGGAUUUAUAUGCAUACAUUUGCAUUGAUAAAUUAAAACUAUGUUGCCCUAUUCAUCACUAUGGAAAAGAAUGCAUACCAUGCCCGGGAGAUCACAAUAACAUAUGUAAUGGCAAUGGUAAGUGUAGGGGUGACGGAACAAGAAAAGGCAACGGCACUUGUCUAUGUGAUCCUGCUUAUUAUGGCGACACUUGUGAUCAAUGUGCGACUGGCUACUAUCUGUCUUAUAAAGAUGAUAAUAAAAUGCUGUGCUCACAGUGCCAUAAAUCAUGCAUGGGUGGCUGUAGGGGUGGAACAGCUAGAGAUUGUGUUACUUGCAAACAUGGAUAUAUAUUUGAGGAUGGAGAGUGCAAAGACGUUAAUGAAUGCCAAACCGAGAACAUCUGUAAAGAAAAUGAGUUUUGUGCAAACUCACUUGGAUCUUAUGCAUGUUUUAAAUGUGACCGAGCAUGUGUCGGUUGCCAUGGUGAUGGUGCAGAUAUGUGCAUAAAAUGUGCCGAAGGCUAUGUUAAGGAAGAUGAGUUUUGUGUUAAUGAAAAGAAGAAAGAUAACCAAUUUGAAACUUUAACUAAAGCAAGGUUCUGUACAUAUAUAGGAAUGUUGAUCGCAACAGGCAUCUUACUUCCAAAGUCUGCACCAUUGGGAGGUUUUAUAGGAAUGGCGGUAAUCACCUACAUAGUUGGAGCAGAGUACUAUUGUAUGAUAAAUGGGCACACUGGACUAAUUAACCUGAAGGAAUAUGAUUUGACGAAGAUGUUCAAUAUUUUAUUGUAGUUAGGUGUUCAUCGGAGAAAAGUUUGUAUAUUAUUGAGCCUAGUCAAAAUAAACACAAAUAUGUGGCCUUUGGAGUAAUUUUAAAGGCCAUUUAAAAAAAGUAUCAAUCAGGUUGUAAUUAUAAUUGUAACAAAAUACUUAUUUUAUUGUAUGUAAUUGUUUAGAUCAGACGUUUUCAACGUUUUGGUAUUAACGGCAAACUUUUUGUUCAUCAAAGUUUCACAGCACACUAUGUAAAAAAUAGCCAAGUGCGAGUCAGACUGGUGCGUAGAGGGUUCUGUACAGAAUACUCAUAAUAUGUAUAAUAUAACAGACAACAGAGGCUUAUGCUUCUGUUGUCUGUCGGGUCUUUUUAACCUUUAAGUAUCCAAAAAGAAAUAUAUGGUUAAAAAUUAAAUUCAUUAUUUUAAUUUGAAUGUAAUGCGAAUGAUACUUUCUUUGUUUUUAUGAUUCCUGAUUUAAAUGCAUCAAUCAUGGCACACCUGAAAAUAUACUCCGGCACAACGGUUGAAAACAUCUGGGUUAGAUAGUGUUUCAUAUUAUUAAUAAAAUUUACAGUCACAUUUAUAUACAUAUUCAUAUAAUUAUUAUAAGUAACACAGUUAAUAAUUAGGAUUUUGAUAAAGAAUUUGUAAUUUUUUAAAUGAUCCCUUACAUCUGGGUUUUAAGAUACAAAUUUAAUUUAUACCAAAAUGUGUGGAUGUUGUAUCAUCGGGUUUCCUUAGAUUCUGCCCACAACAUUUUAAGUGCUAAGCUAAACAUCAAAAUGGCUUAACCUUAGCGCUUUUUGAAUCGUCAUUGUAAAUAUUACUUUCAAAUUACUGAAUCUACCAUGUGUUCGGAAAAAGUAGAGCUGGAGAGAAGAACGUACAAGGACACUCAACAGCUACUCUUUUAAAUUACAACGAGUAUUUUAUAACCGCUGUAAUGUAUUUAUGUCCAAUAUCAUGUUCAAAGUUAAAAAGCGUUUUAAAUAUAAAAUAUUUCAUCUGUGUAAAAUUACUAUAGUUGUGGUGGUGCCUAUGUUUUUAUGAGAUGUUUAGCUGAGCGGUUAAAGUGUUGGAAGCGUGAGCGCAAUCUUAUUCGGUCUGAAGGACGCCGUAGCUAGUAAAAUUACUGGGCAAAUGAGACUUGACAUCUUAUGUCUCAAGGUGACGAGCGCAGUUGUAGUGCCGAUCAGAAUUUUUGAGUUUUUCAAUAAUAUUGUGCGGUACUGCAUUGUAAUGGGCAGGGCGCAUCAAUACCAUUAUCAGCUGAACGUCCUGCUCGUCUCGUCUCUUAUUUCGUAUCUUCUCGGAUCUAGAAUCUUCCAUAAAUAUGGCUACAAAUUAGAUUUGUAUAGGAUUUUGGAUUUAAAAUAUUGUGAUUGUUGUUUGUGUGUGUUGAUAGGUAACCUAUUGUACUUUUUUACACAAUGUAUAGGAAUACUUCUGAAUGAAAAAAUCUAGACUUGUAGAUACAUCAAGUACACUCUUAGCAAUCGAUUUCACAGUAAUUGUGCACUAUAUUUGCAUAUAUGAGAUACAAUAGUGAUUUGCACUAAAGGUAUAAUUAAAAAAAAAUGGCAUUUUUUUUUUUGGUAUUGUAUAUUAAUAUUAUUGGCAGUUUUACUAUGCUCUUGAAUGUGGCCACACAAUUAUUAAAUCUUUUUCAGUUUUUUGGUCUUUAUUGCUCAAGUUUUCUGCCUUUUUAAGUCUAUUUUAAGUACUAAGUCCUCCAUUUUUGUGAUAUUAGUUUUGAGUGAUAUUUAUUGACGUGUUGAGUUUUGUUGAGAUUGUUCGUACAUGCUAUUAUGAAAUAAAUGAAUGAAUAGUA
Messenger RNA from Leptidea sinapis, 3220 nucleotides. RefSeq names its product cysteine-rich with EGF-like domain protein 2. Bases 245 to 1405 code for a protein of 386 amino acids. The record is from RefSeq and is a predicted model, not a curated record. NCBI's taxonomy places the organism in Eukaryota, Metazoa, Arthropoda, Insecta, Lepidoptera, Pieridae. The transcript has 2 exons. Gene Ontology annotation, molecular function: calcium ion binding.